This is a messenger RNA of Penaeus indicus, 5493 nucleotides long. RefSeq names its product WD repeat-containing protein 37-like (gene Wdr37). The annotation marks the transcript as partial. The record is from RefSeq and is a predicted model, not a curated record. The transcript has 7 exons. NCBI's taxonomy places the organism in Eukaryota, Metazoa, Arthropoda, Malacostraca, Decapoda, Penaeidae. Gene Ontology annotation, molecular function: protein binding.
CUGGAGGUCAGAGUUCACAGAAAGUGAAAGCAGCAAACAAGCUUCGUGUUCAGACAUCCAAGAUAGUGUCAAGCUUUAAGAACGACUCUGUAUCUUGCCGAAUGGUGCGUGAGUAUGUUGGUCACCGAGACGGAGUCUGGGAUGUCGCAGUGUCCAGGGGAGGAACACCUGUCAUAGCCACAGCAUCUGCAGACCAGACAGCCUGUGUGUGGGGCAUUGAUGGAGGGAGAAAUCUGCUGCAGUACACAGGUCACAGUGGAUCAGUCAAUUCAGUCAAAUUUCACCCCACAAAAGACCUGAUCCUUACAGCAAGUGGAGACAACACAGCUCAUGUUUUCCAGGCUGCCAUCACCCCUGACCAGCUGCGUGUACAUUCCUCAGAAGACGAAGUAGAUGGCAGUGACAGAGAAGAUGAAGAAGAUGGAGGCAUGAUGGGAGUACGUGGUGAUGGUGGUGGAGCUGCAACACUCCGCACUCCUUUGAGAGAGCUGACAGGACACACCAGUGUUGUUAUUGCUGCUGACUGGCUGCCAGGAGGAGACCAAGCGAUUACUGCUGCCUGGGACAGAACGUCUAAUCUUUAUGAUGCCCACACUGGGGAGCUGCUUUCACAGUUGAUAGGUCAUGACCAAGAGCUGACACAUUGCUGUUCGCAUCCUACGCAACGGCUGGUUGUCACGGCUAGCAAAGACACAACUUUCCGGCUGUGGGAUUUCCGUGACCCAAUACACUCUGUUUCUGUCUUUCAGGGCCAUACUGAGAGUGUUACUUCUGUUUGCUUCACACGAGAAGAUAAAGUUGUAUCAGGUUCGGAUGACCGCAGUGUAAAGGUUUGGGAUGUGAAGAACAUGCGAUCUCCUCUGGCCACAAUCAGGCUAGACUCCCCGGUGAAUAGAUUGGCAGUAUCUUCCUCCAAUGUCAUUGCCAUUCCCCAUGAUAACCGUCAUGUGCGACUCUAUGACUUAUCGGGGAAUCGCCUUGCAAGGUUGCCCAGGAGCAACAGACAGUGUCACCGUCGGAUGGUGUGCAGUGUGGCUUGGGCGGAUGACAAUGUCGGAGCAAGAUGUAACCUCUUUACAGCUGGGUUUGACCGUGUUGUGUAUGGCUGGUCGAUCCACUCGUUUAAGGAAGGAAAGGAUUAAAGUCAUCAUAUUUGUUUUGUCUGUACACAUAUGUGUGUGUAUUUAUGUAUGAUGUAUACAUAUAUUUUGAUAUACUGAUAUAUGUAUAUUGUUAUAUAUUUAUGCAUAUCUAUUUGUGUAUAUCACGUUACAUGGAAUGUAUGUAUGCCAAAAAGGCAGUGUUCAUAGUUUGUAGAUCGUAAGUGUCCUCAGCAGAUACAGCCUGUAGUUCAUGAGUGUUACUUAAUGCAAAACUCGAUGUGAGGAGAUUGAUGGUUGCUACAGCAAAUGAAGCCAAAUGAUUUAUAGCUACUAUGACUUUUGGACAGCAUUAUGGAACUUUUUGGUAAGGGUAUGAUUGCGUUUGAUGGUAUAUUUAACUAACACUUACCUCUCCUUUCUCUCCUUUGUAGACUUUUCUCUCCUCUGCUCUCUUGUCUUUUGUCUUUUUUCUUUCCCCUCCCUCUCUCUCCCCUUUCCUCUUUCCCUCCUCCCUCCUCCCUCCUCCCUCCUCCCUCCUCCCUCCUCCCUCCUUCCUCUAACCUUUCCCUCCUUUCUCCUCCCUCCUUCCUCCCUCCUCCCUCCUCCUCUCUUUCUCUUUCUCUUUCUUUUUCUCUUUCUUUUUCUCUUUCUCUUUCUCUUUCUCUUUCUUUCUCUUUGUAACAUAAGGUGCUGACCUCCAGAUUGAGGAGUAGGAGUGUUUAGGGUGAGUAAAGCAAGGUUAAUAAAGAAACCUGAGGUACAUUUGACUUGCAUUAACAAAGGUGAACAAAGUGGUAUGUAAUAGAUGCUCCUAUCCCUAGUCCUCCUAUCAUCCCCUCCCUCUUUUCACACACACAGAAGGAAUAUUAGAGUAUCUGUGAUCCUUUGUACAUUUUUUAUUUUUACAUUUUUUUUUUUUCAGUCUUUUUUGCCUUUUGCAUCAUCUUGAAGUGGGAAGCUAAAUUUGUGCAUUUACAACAGCCAGUUUCUGAGGGUUGUCUUCUGUCCAUAAAACCUAGACUUUGCGUUGCGCAUGUCAUAGCGUAGUCCAUCUGUCCGUCCGUUGAAGAUUGCAUACUGCACUCUCGACUCCAAAACCAUUCAGUAUUCUUUUUGUGGCACUGAAAGUGGAUGUUUGCUGCAUCAUAUAGGUGCCAUAAUGACCUAGGCAGUUUUUACAAGGGCAUUUGGAUAUUUUGUGAUUAAAAUUAUUAUCAUUAUUUAUUUAAUUUAAUAUUAUUAGUAUUACCAUUUCUUUACCCUUUAUAACAUUGAUUUCCUUUAACCUGCAGACAAAGAGAGUGAAUGAAAUGUUCACAGUAUAGAUUUUAUUUUUGUUAGAGUUUGAGGGUGCCAUUUUCAUUAACUAUUUAUUUGAUAUAUAAUUUUUAUAAGAUUAAAAGGAUAAAACUUGCCAGCUACUUCACAUAGCCCAUGCUGCAGUUGUGCUCAUGCUGUUUGACACAAUUCUCAGUGAUAUGUAUAUUUUCCUCUGCUACUCUUUUUAGAUUAUACAAGCCACAUAACCUUCAAUCAUGUACUGCAGUAGACAUGCACCCAUACACAUGUGCAAGUGUCCUCUAAUGAAAACAGAACAGCCAAACGCAUUGGAUCUGAAUAUUAUUUUGUACUGGCGCUAUUUUAUAAACUUCCCAGGGUUUUCUUUAGGAAACGGUGCUUUAUAGAUUUCUCAGUUUGCAAUUCAGAAUAAUGGUUAAUAAUCUGUUACUUAAUAUUAUCAGUAAACUUGGUCAGUUGUACCCCUUGUGUUCAUGUCCAUAUACUUUUCUUAACAAAUGUAUUUGACUUAUUGCUAUUAUAUUUAUUGUGGUGGACUCUUUUGUGUGUGUAGAUAUGUUUGCUUCCCACAUAUCAGGUACUAUCCCGAAUUAACUUAAAGCGUUUGUUAUGUCUCUUGUAGACUGCAUCUACACAUAGCUAUGUACUUUAUCAGUAACACUGUUUCAUAGGAUACAUUCAUAUGAACUGCAGAACAGAAUAACCAAUUGUUGUGCCUUCCCCAUUCAUAGCCGCAAAGCAGUCCAAAAAAAAAAGAAAAAAAAGAAAUAAAAAGGUGGUUUACAGAAGUGUAUAUCCUAGACAUUUUAAGAAUCCAGUUGGGAAAUGCACGUUUGAGAAUUGGCUCUUUGUCGUGUCCAGCCGCUGGGGCAAAAUUUUUCAGGGGCUUCUCUCCCAGGCUGAUGUUUGGUUGACAGGAGUUGGUGUCAUACUCCAUGCCUUUGAUCAUGUUUUUCUCUUUCUUUCUUUUCUUUUCUUUUCUAUCUUUCUUUUCUUUUCUUUUCUUUUCUUUUCUUUUCUUUUCUAUCUUUCUUUUCUUUUCUUUUCUUUUUGUGACUGUUGAAUAGCCAGUAUUUUGCCCCAGGGCCAAGCAGAGCUGUUAGAGGUAUUUGGUUAUUACUGUUACUUAUACUACCUUUUGGCAUUACUGUUGAUUAUUAUUUGCUUUUGCUUUUAUGAUUAUAUUAAUAUUCAUUAUUAUUAUUAUUAUUAUUAUCAUCAUUAUUAUUAUUAUUAUUAUUAUUAUUAUUAUUAUUAUUAUUAUUAUUGUUAUUAUUAUUAUUAUUAUUAUUAUUAUUAUUAUUAUUAAUAUUAUUAUUAUUGUUGUUGUUGUUACACUUAUCAUCAUCAUAACUGAUAUCAUCAUUUUUAUAUUGCUGGUAAUGAUGCAGUCAAGAAAAUGCAUAUAUGCACACACCCACACGCAUAAGCACACUCACACAUGGAUGUAUGCCUCGGUUACACUUACACUUACACAUACACAUAUACAUACACAUACACACGCAUACACAUACACAUACACAUACACAUACACAUACACAUACACAUACACAUACACAUACACAUACACAUACAAAUACACUUACAAAUACAGAUACAGAACACAUACAUGCACACUUUGAUUUGCAUUUACAUUUACACACAUCUGCAUACAUUUCAACUUACCUAUAUGCAUACACAUACUCUUGGACAUACAUUUACAUUGACUGUUAUACUAUACAUAUCCACAUACAUAUAUUUAAAUUUACACUCCACACUUACACUCAGUCACACUCACACUAACACUCACACUUUUAAAUACUUUAAGGAUGGAGUUGAUGAGAGAGUCAUCAGUGAACACAGAGUGAUAGGAAUCACACUGUGCCUCCUGUUUGCAAAAAUUGUGAAUGCAUCAUGGAAGCAAUCAAUUAUUACCAGUUAUUUGUCAUACCCAUACAAUGGUGUUUUAACUUCCAUUGAGUAGUUGGUUUUAACGUUCAAAUUAAGUUGAAAUUAUGUGGUAUCUUGCAAAAGCUUUUUGUAAAAAAGUUUAAGUUAGACAAAAUUAUGAAUAUCUGUGAUCCAACUAGUUGCUGUAUUAUUGGUAGUGCUAUGAUAAUGGAAGAUGUUUGAUGUUUUUAAUUAUAUUACCAAUUUGAUUAUUAUUAUUAUUAUUAUUAUUAUUAUUAUUAUUAUUAUUAUUAUUAUUAUUAUUAUUAUUAUUAUUAUUAUUAUUAUUAUUAUUGUUUUUUUUAUUAUGAAUAUUAUUAUUAUGAUUAUCAUCAUCAUUAUCAUUAUUAUUACUACUGCUACUACAAAUGUUAUAAUCAUGUCUGAUACCAUUAUCAUCAUUAUUAUUAUUAAUAUUAAUAUUAUUCCUUUUUAGUUUAUUAAUUAAUUAACAUACAUUUAAUUGUCAUGGUAAUAGAUAUUUUUUUUGUUAUAAUUUUCUUUACUGUAUGCAAAGUAAAUAUACAAAUCAAACCAAAGUAUUAUGUUUAUAGUGAACUUACGUCUAAGAAAACAUAUUUAUAUGGGAGUAUAUAAAGGCUUGAAAAAAUUAUAAUAUAGAGUAUAAUGCAGAACUGUAUUAUAAAAAAUAUUUAUUUAUAGAGCAGUUAUGGUCAGAUGCUGUAUAUAUUGACCUUUGUAACUCUUGGUUUUCUCAUCUUGUCAUUGCUAACUACAAUGGUUUGGUGAAAGUUUGGAAAUAACACUGUUAAUCACUGGCUGGCAUUGUUUGUCAUAGCAGCGAUAGCCUGCACUAUGUCUCUGCUUGGCACUUUUUGUCACUGUAGCUACUGCUUUCACUGUCAGCCACUGCUUGACAUUGUCAGCCACCGCUGGUUUGUUAUUAUCAGCCUCUGCCUGGCAGAUGUUAGCCAAGGAAGAUGUGCUGGUGUUUUAGAUAGGUCUGUGUAUUGUGUAAAGUGCCAAAGGAAUCAUUGGUGCAGGAUCUGCCCCUCAGCGCCUGUCCUCAGGUUGAAAAGGGACAGGAGAGAGUUGGAAGUUAACAGUGAAGCUGCCGAAGUUGAAAGGAAGGAGCUUGUAUAUGUGAUGUUUAUUGAUGAAGGAAUAAAUAAUUAUGCAGUAUUAAAACUAACCCAAUAAU